AUGGAUAACAAAGUAGCUGCAACAGCAGCAACAGCAGCAGCAGAUGCUGCUGCUGCUGCUGCUGCUUCCGAUGCAGCCACCUGGACUGAUGAGGACGCGCAGCAACAGCAGCAACUGCGACAGGAAAUAGAUGCUGCAGAGCAGCAGCUCGCUGAGCUGCAGCAGCAGCAGCAGGCGCUGGAACAGGUGCUGCAGCAGUGCAGCACAGAGGAGGAGAAGAGCGAGAUAAAGGAGGCUGCAGCAGCAACAGCAGCAGCAGCAGCAGACACAGCAGCAGCACUCGAGCUAAUGAAGACUUCGCUACUGGAGUCACGUCGGCUACAGGUACAGAGGCAACUGCUACAGAUGCAGCAGGAAGAGCAGCAGCAGCAACUGCAGCAGCAGCAGAAUGACGAGGAAGGGAGCAGCAGCGACUCAGCAAUGAGUCUUUCCGACGGCGACUUGAGCAGCGGCGCCUCCGACUCGGGCUCAGGCAGCAGCAACAGCAAGAGCAGCAGCAGCAGCAGCGACAGCAGCAGCAGCAGCAAGACAAAAGAAGGCAGUCUCUGUGUCUUUGCUUCUAUGCAAGACAGCGGUCAGGUGCUGCUGCAAUACGGCAGAAUACGAGCUGUCGUGAGCAGCACUCCUUUGCUGCAGCGGCUGCUGCUGGGCAGCAACAGCAGCAGCACCAGCAGCAGCAACAGCAGCAGCAGCAGCAGCAGCGAUGACGAUGACUUCGAUGCUGUCUGUGAGGCGUUGCCUUCCGGAGGAUGCGACCUCCGUACAGCGCUGCUUCUCGAGCAGCAGCAACAGCAGCAGCAGCAAGAGAAGCAGCAGCAGCAGCAACAGCAGCAGCAGCAGCAGCAACCUCUGCUGCUGGUGGUUCCUGCCUGCCCAAUGGAGGAUCAUGAGGCACCAUGCAGUCAUAUAUCUGCUGCAACUGCUGCUGCUGCUGCUGCAUUCCAAGCUGCAGCAGAAACUGCUACACAGCAGCAGCAGCAGCAACAGCAGCAGCAGCAAGUGACGCAACGGCGUAUUGAGUGCUCUUCUCUGCGCGAAGAAGCAGCUGCAGCAGGUCUGCAGCUCGUUCCUGACGGCACAGCUGCUUCUGCUGCUGCUGCUGCAGCAACAGCAGCAGGUGCAUCCUUGUCCCUGCAGGAGCUUGCUGCAGCAUGUCCUUAUGGAGCCAGCUGCCGCUGGAGACACGGCGUGCUGCUGCCUGCAUGCGCUGCUACAAUUGUCACAUUCUCCCACCGUAAAUGCAUUGAGCAGCAGCAGCAGCAGCAACAGCAGCAACAACAGCAGCAGCAGCAGCAAGGAGUGGUAGGCCGAGGCAGCCAGGUGCUCGUCCGAGUGAGGAAGCAGCAGUGGCAGCAAGGCACCCUCCGGCUGCUGCUGCGCAAGAGGAGAAAUGCAGCCGCAGCAGCAGCAGCAGAUGAAAGUGCUGCUGCUGCUGCUGCAAUGUUGCCUCUGUCAGGGGCUGCUGCGCGGAAACAGCAGCAGAAGCAGCAACAGCAGGAGCAGCAGCAGCAGUAUACGUGGUUUGCCCGCGUCAGGUUGGAUAGCAGCAGCGAGAAUAACAACAACAGCAGCAGCAGCAACAGCAGCAGCAGCAACGCACCAGGUAGCAGAGGGAAAGUGUAUCUCUGUAGGCUGCAGCAGCUGCUCCCUGCACUGCAGCAACAGCAGCAACAGCAGCAGCAGCAGGCGGGUGCAGCCUUGGAAGCCCAGCGUCCUAAGGUGCACCGCAUCCGCAGCAGCAGCAGCAGCGGCAGCAGCAGCAGCAGCAGCAGCGAGUCGGAUGUGGCUGUAGAGAUGGAAGGAAGUGACGGGGAGAUAUCCGAGGGUGAGAAGCAGCAGCAGCAGCAAAAGGUGCAGCGGCUGCAGCAGCUGCUAGGGAAGACAGCAGCAGCAGCAGCAGCAGAGAUGCUGCGGCGGCUUCCUCGUUGCCCUAGGAGCAGCUGGUGGCAGCCGUUGCGCAGCACAGACACUGCUCGGCGCGCAGGAACCAGCAGCAGCAGCAACAACAACAACAACAGCAACAGCAGCAGCAGCAACGACAGCAGCAGCUGCUGCCCCCUCAGCAGCAGCAGCUACUUCGGUGUAUGGAUGCUGCACACCAGUGGUGUAGGGCUGCGCAUAAUGCAGCGCUGUGGCUAUAAACCAGGGGAGUGUAUAGGCAAGAGGCAGCGGCAGCAGCAGAAGCAGCAGCAGCAGCAGCAGCAGCAGCAGGGGGAGCAGCAGCAGCAGGGGGAGCAGCAGCAGCAAGAGCAGCAAGAAGUAUUGCUCAAUCCUCUGCCUAUAGAGAUAUUACCUUCGGGUUAUUCUCUGGAUUACAUACGAUGCCCGCGAGUAAAGCGAGCAGCAGCAAAAAAGGCAGCAGCAGCAGCAGCUGCUGCUGCUGCUGCUGAGGAGGGUGAUGGUGCCUUCAGGCUUAUUCGUGGGGUCGGGCAGACUGCUGCUGCUGCAUCAGCUGCUGCUGAUGAGCUGGAGAAGCAGCAGCAGCAGCAGGACCUGCAGCUGCAGCAGAAGCUGCACAAGAAGUAUAAGAAGGCUGACGAGCAGCAGAUGCGUCGGGAGUUGCUGCAGCUGCAGCAGCAGCAGCAAGAGGUUCAGCAGCAGCUAGCAGCAGCAGCAGCAAAUUGUAGAAGACACCAAGGGACAGCAACAGAGGGGCAUAGGGUACAUGAGCAUUAUCAGCAGCAGCAGCAGCUGCUGCUGCAGCAGCAGCGCGAGCUGCAGCAGCAGCAAAAGAUGCUCGAGCGGAUGCUACCCACUAAGAAAACAAACAAACUAUCCAAGAUCUUCUAA
Molecule: messenger RNA, 2790 nt
Organism: Eimeria maxima
Lineage: Eukaryota; Apicomplexa; Conoidasida; Eucoccidiorida; Eimeriidae
Exons: 2
Coding region: 1-2790 (929 amino acids)
Source: RefSeq, a predicted model, not a curated record